Messenger RNA from Hemicordylus capensis (graceful crag lizard), 2030 nucleotides. Its product is annotated as E3 ubiquitin-protein ligase TRIM7-like. The record is from RefSeq and is a predicted model, not a curated record. The transcript is spliced from 8 exons. Bases 253 to 1689 code for a protein of 478 amino acids. Gene Ontology annotation, molecular function: zinc ion binding; protein binding. Lineage: Eukaryota; Metazoa; Chordata; Lepidosauria; Squamata; Cordylidae.
GUUGCUUGAGACUACAACUCCCAUGAGGCCAUUCUGAAGGCUGCAAGCAAAGGAGUGGGUGGGUUCAUAUGGAGCAGGGCAUUUUGGGAAUUGUAGUUCAGGAUUCCUAUGCAGGUGUGGCCAGAAGGCAAUGAGGGGUCUUGAGCAUUCAUAAGAGACGAGAAGCAUUGUAAUGUCUCCAACCACAGCCUAUUAGAGGUCCAGUGAAGAAGGAAAGUGAAAACCAGAGUUUUAAAUUCAGGUUCUUGAGCCAUGGCUUCCUGCUGUCCCAAGGAGCAGCUUCAGAAGGCAGCAACCUGCUCCAUUUGCUUAGGAUAUUUCGUCAACCCAGUGAGUCUUUAUUGCAGACACCAUUUCUGCAGUGACUGCAUUUACCGAACCUGGGCAGGAAUGCCCACAGAACCCGCCUGCCCUUGCUGUGGAAGAAGAGCACAGCCAGAAAACCUGAUGCCAAACAGGAAGAUGGUUGCCUUUGUAGAGAUAAUCAAACAGGUGUGUGAAACACCACAGCAAGAGGCAGAAGAGGAGAGACUCUGUGAGGAGCACCAGAAGCCUUGCCUGCUCUUCUGUAAACAGGACAAUCUCCUCCUCUGCUCGGUCUGUGAGCAAUCUGGAAAACACCAGGCUCACCACAUGGUUUCUGUGGAGGAAGCUGCCCAAGUGUACAAGGAUCGGAUACAUAGCCUCCUGGCUGACUUAAGGAUGGACAGAAAAAACUGUCUGCUGAAAAAAGCAAAGGCAGAAACAGAAAGUCAAGAGCUGCUUAAACAAACGGAUCAUGAGAGGGAAGUCUUUGUGUCUGAAUUGAAACAUCUUCAGGACUUUCUGGAGGGCUACCAAGAUUGCUUUCUAGAAAAGCUUACAAUCGUAGAAAACAAGGUCAACUGCAAGAGCCGGGAGUUCAUGGCCGAACUCACUAAGGACCUGGACUUCUUGAAAAAGGCCUCUGAGGAACUGGAGAGAAGGUGUCUGCUCCCUAAGACCCAACUCCUGCAAGAUGUUGGACAUGCCUUGCCAAUGUAUACACAGGAAAUUAGAAAAAUGGCACUUCCUUUUGAACUGAAGUGGAAGAGCUGGGACCUCCUCGAUACAAAUUAUGUUCUCGAUGAUGUUUUGGAUCAGUUUAAAGAUGUGAUGUCAUCUGCAUUGCUGCAGCUGGAGAAAGUCAAUGUGACCCUGGACCUAGAAGGGCUUCAUCCUCAAGUUGUCUUCUCUGAAGAUCAUCAAAGCAUGACAUGGAGAAGACUCGAAGGCCUGCUUGGCAACCUGGAACAAGCUGGGGAACUUUCUGUUGUGCUGGGCAAGGAGAAGCUUUAUUUUGCCAGAUAUUUCUGGGAAGUGGAUGUGGGAAGUGAGGAAGACUGGGCUGUGGGGGUUGGCACAGAGUACAUGGAUCUGGAGGGCAUAGCCAUCUCUGGCCCUAGGGAAGGGAUCUGGGCUUUUGGAAAGUGGAUGGGCAAAUAUAGGGCUGUUAGCCCUACUGAAUUUACUGAUGUGUCCCUAAAGGGGAGUCCCAGGAGGAUCAGAGUGUGUGUGAAUGGUGGUGGAGAGCGGGUAUCCUUUCUUGAUGCUGACACUGCAGUCCUUCUCUACAUGCUUUCAUUGGUGAUAGUCCCUAGUGAACCUUUUCGUCCCUUCUUCUGGGUAUGCAAUAAAGGCCAUCUCCAACUCAAUCCCUCAGGCAGUUAAAACUUGCUGAACAUUCGUUUCUGGACCCCAAUCAAGCUUCCUAUUCUUUGCUGCAACUCAGGAGGCUUGUCCCCUGCCCCAAGCGCCUUAUUCAAUGUGACUAACUUGUUUUAGCAGUCCCAUGCCAAAGGAGAGCCUGCAUAUAAAUUCUGAUGAAAAGUUCUGAAUUAUGGGAAGUUGAGUGCCUAAAUUGGCUGGAUGCCAAAGUGGGUAGGGGAUACUUCCAUGUAUUGUGGCAUGGUUUUUAGCUAUUAGUUAACCAGACCCAGCUAUUUGUUAGAUGCUGUUUUAUAUGAAUGUAACUUCUGUGAGCUUGAAAUAAAGUUUUCUCUUCCUGCUGC